Messenger RNA from Mya arenaria, 9162 nucleotides. RefSeq lists its product as uncharacterized. Gene Ontology annotation, biological process: Notch signaling pathway; protein ubiquitination. The record is from RefSeq and is a predicted model, not a curated record. The coding region runs from base 100 to 3501 and encodes 1133 amino acids. The transcript has 8 exons. NCBI's taxonomy places the organism in Eukaryota, Metazoa, Mollusca, Bivalvia, Myida, Myidae. Gene Ontology annotation, molecular function: metal ion binding.
GUUGUUAUUUAUUUUUUUAUAACUUCCUGCAUUCUGUCGUUGAUAUUAAAAUGAUUUAAAUUUAAAGUUGUGAUACAUCAGUUCUGUAGUCUGUACACCAUGGCUGGAAUAAGAAUUCGGAAUGUUCCAAAGGACGAGAAGGAAAAGACUUUAAAGAUUCACUUUUCGAAGCCUGAAAAUGGUGGAGGCAAGAUCAAGAAAAUAUAUUUUCCAUUAUUCAACAAUGAUGCAGUUAUUUUGUAUGAAAAGAAAGAAGUUGUAGACAGUGUUACCCAGAUGGACCAUCUUAUGGGAGCCAAGAAACUUGAAAUACAGACUCUCCCAGAACACAUGAUCUUUACCAGCCUAAGUGCUCGUCUCGACCCAGAUGCCUCAGUGCUUGUACAGGCCACCCAGUCUCUACAUGAUGAGAUGAUGUUUGGAGAAAAUAUUCGCCUGGUGGAGGAGGCGGAUCAGACAUACACGUUACAUGGCAACUGGUUCCAGCUGGAGUGGGCGUGGCAUUAUAUUGACUGCUUCAUGCAACAACAGGAGAUAAUUCAGCAUGAAAUAAACCAACAGCCCCAGAGAUACGCAGGAACUCCUAGAGAAGUCGACCAAUCAGAACUGAGCCGAGGAGUGACAAGUCCCAGAAACAGCCCACGUUCACCACUGGAAGUCAACAGUCAACUGAGGAAGAAUAUUGAUCAGCGUAGCCAAAAUCUUGAUGCCUCUUUGUCGCUUGGAGCUAGACAGAAGAAGAGGGAUAUUGACAUGAAUCAAGCCUCUGGUUCACACAGAUCACAUGAUGUACAUGUGAGUCAAUCUGGACACCAAGAGUCUAGUUCGGGGGUACAUCAUGCAUUCAGUGAUGAUGAUGAUGAUGUUGCUUCACCUGCUCUAAUAGACCAGUUAAGGAAGGCAAAUGCGAGAAGAACUGAAGAUGACAGGGGUAACAAGCAUAGUCGAGAUUUAGUAGGCAUGUAUGAUAGAGAAAAUUAUGUUGACGAUGAUGAAAGAGGAAUACCAAGCCUUCAUGGGGAAGGGUUUGUGGUACCUUCUGAUACACUGCAUGGCUCCCUUCAGAUGCCUGAAGCAAGAAGGUCAGAUGACCAGAAUGAUACUUUCCAACAGUUUUCUGGCCAAUCAUUGGGCCAGACAGCAGAACAUGAGACAGCCGAUGCAGACUAUGGGAGGACCGCAAAUAGAGAUCAAGGUCAUGCUCAUGAAACUUCUGUAAAAGACAAGCAUGAAGAUACUGGGCUCCUUUCAAGCUCUCAGUCUUCAAAUCUUUCCACUCAGAGUAAAUCUGCAACUCCUGUUAGGAAGGAAAGUCUGUCAAAAUACAGUAAGCCUUCUGGAAACUUGUCCGACACAUCAGUCGGUGGUCCCUCCCCAAGAACUACACCACCUAGAGUUUCACACUCAGCAUUGCGGAGCAACAUUCCGGACCGAUACACAGAGGACCAACUGCUAUCUUCCUUUGAUAUAAAUGGAAUGAAGGUGACGCUGUAUUAUGGAAAUAUAGCUCAAGAAGAAACCGACGCAAUAGUUAAUCCAGCCAAUGAGAAUUUAGAGCACUACGGCGGGUUAGCCUACAUUUUGCGUCAAGCUCGAGGCGCGGAGAUGGACCUUGAAUGCCGUAAUUUUAUUCGUCAUAAUGGCAGUUUAAAAACAACCGAAGUUACACACACGUCAGGGGGUGGUAAAAUAAAGUCUUCCCAUAUCAUCCAUGCUGCUGGGCCAAUGUGGCUAACUCCCACAUACAGGGAAAAAUUCACUAGACAGCUCACACAGACAUUCCUGAACUGUUUAAAUUAUGCUGAGGAAAGGCUGUGGAUUCGCUCAGUGGCUUUACCAUACAUCUCUACAGGUGUAUAUGGAGCACCACUAGAUGUUUGUGUGAAGUGCUUCCUAAAUGCUGUCCUCAUAUUCACUGCGGAAGGCUCCACCGACCAUCGCCUGAAUGACGUCCGACUGGUGAACAAUGAUGCAGAGAGCACAGUCACUUCUAUAGUCCUUGUUCAAACCCAACUUGACAUGGGCAUACCAGCGUUGUCUGCUGAUGCUCAUGAACUCAUGAUGGAGUCAAAAGAAAAAUCUGAGACAUCACGCACGGCUCAGUUAAACCUUCCUCGAGGCAGACAGGAUACUGGAGGAGCGUUAUCACAGACUAUGCGAGGAACAACAGGUGUCUUACAAAGGUUGAGCUCACAGGAGGCUGAGAGAGACUCUGGUAGUGGAUUGAAGUCUUAUACACAUCGAAGAACUUCAUCCUUGAGUCGCAUGCCGCAGAGAAAAUCGGAUGUGAGCAGUGAUGAUAGUUAUAGUUUGUAUGGUUCGAGGGCCACUGAGGGUCACAGUAGCAGGGAUAAGGGUUAUGGUUCACGGGCCACUGAGGGUCACAGUGGCAGGGAUAAGGGUUAUGGUUCAAGGGCCACUGGGGGUUACAGUAGCGGGGAUAAAGGUUAUGGUUCACGGGCCACUGAGGGUUACAGUAGUGGAGAUAAGAGUUCUGGUAGCAACAGUUCACAUGAAAGAAGCCGGGAGAAGACAAGGUCAUACACACAGGAAGAUAAGACUUCUUUGUCCUCAGCAAAAAUGAGCCAGACCAUUGGUGGAAGGUCAAAACUGAAGAUGGAUGAUUUCAUGGAUAAAAGUAUGUCCCCAAGGUCCACCAAAUCUGCAGACACUGGUUCAAGAGCUGCACCAAAAAUCAAACAAAAUUUAUUACCCAGUGGUCAAAGGUUGAAAUCGACAAGGCCAACCACAACUACUACUUCAUCAUUUGGCCAGAGAACAAGCGAUGACUACGGGGCCUUUUCAAGGCCUCACUCUGGUUUAACUGGUCGGCAUGACACCAGCGAUGAAGAUGAAUUUGGACUACAGAGCCUUCCAGCAGAUUUAAGCAAGCAUACCUUUAGAGAGCGAUUUUUACAAGGGGAACAGAAGUUGGAAAAGUGUGCGAUAUGUCUUGAUACGGUGAGAGAUCCAAAGCAGUUGAAGUGUAAUCAUGUGUUUUGUCAUCCAUGUAUUGAUGAACAUUUUAGAAAGUCCAAACCAGCGUGCCCAGUUUGUGGGUCAAUCUUUGGCCGAGUUAAAGGUGAUCAGCCAAUCGCAGGCAGAAUGACUUACAAAACUGAUCGCGAUAAGUUUCUACCAGGAUACGAGGGCGAAGAUGGGAUGAUUAUCAUUACCUACACAUUCCCAGAUGGACGGCAAGAGCAUGGCCACCCUCAUCCUGGAAGGUCGUACAAGGGUAUAAGCCGUAAAGCAUACCUGCCAAACAGUGUUGAGGGGAGGGAAGUGCUACGACUCUUGAGGAAAGCCUUCGAUGCUCGCCUGGUGUUUACAAUCGGGGAUUCCAAGAUGUCGGGGAAAUCUGAUGUUCUUACAUGGAAUGACAUUCACCAUAAAACCAGUAUAAACGGAGGGCCAACUAGAUUUGGCUAUCCGGACCCGACAUACCUAGACCGUGUGAGAGAUGAACUGGCUGACAAGGGUAUUGUCUCCGAAAAGUGACACUUCCAACUCACAGAUUAACCAUCCUAUGUAACUGUUUGAUUGUGCUGUGAUUAAAGACUGGAAAGUUUUAAAUAUUUCUGUUUAAAUGGUCCUUCGUGUUUCGUAGUUUCAAGGCCAUGAAAAUAUUGCUUUUUGUUGAUAGAGUAAUCAUAUCUACUUUCAGCCAAACAAUUUGGCAACAGUUUGGCAAAUUUAUUUACUUGAUUAUGUGUUUUGUGCUAUUAUACAUUUUUUUAAAUAUAAUACUAUCAAUGGUCAGCCAAUUGUUUUUGUUUUAAUAGGCAGUUACUUUAAAGUUAAAGGAAUGCUUCGAAUUAUGUCCACAAAGUGAAUCAAAAUGAAAUUCAUGUAACCAGUAUACAUGUACCACACUUUCUCUGUGAUAGUAGUUUAUAUUUUUAUUCAGGAGCAUGAUUAUUUUAAUAGGGCAAGCAGUUUAAAUAAUAAUGUACACAAAAAAACGGUAUUAAACAGGUUUUGUAGCACAAAAUGUGUGUAUUCAUAAAUGCAUAUUAUUGAAAUAAUCUGUUAUAAUGGAACAUGUUAAUCAUGUUUAACUUUAGUUUGCUUAUCAUCUGCAGCCAUUUGUAUUAAAAGCAAUAAGUUUAUAAUCCCCAUGUUAUCUUUUGGCAAAUAUGCAAUUAAAAUCGGUUUCAUUGGUCAACAAUAUUUAUUUGAUAGAUAUUGACCAAUCAAUUAAUAAUUUGGCCAACUUUUAUGAAACCAGUCUUAACCAGUUUUGUACAAUUGGCUGCAGUAUUUGUUCUACCAAUACAAAAAGGACAUGCAAAACAAAUCAUCAAAAAGCUGUCUACAUUUUUGUGGUGUUUUCCAGGGGCUGUAUUCAAAAACCAACUUACAUUUUAAUUUUAAGAUUAGAAACCUUGAGUGUUAUGAUUGGACUGUAAAAAUAACCGGCCAAUGAACUGAAUGGAAUCACUUAGAUGUGUCUAAAGACAAGGAUAAGAAUGAUAAUGAAUACCGCUACAGGGAACAUAGUUGAGGUAUUGUCAUAGCCGUAGUGUCGUCAUCAGAUCUGUACAGAAACCUUGGCCAUACCUCAAAAAAUUGUUCUAGCUCCUCAUAUGAAACUUAUUUCACAAUUUUCUAGUAACAAUAUAAUCGUGUUUUCACUGUAUUGUUUCUGUGUUGCAAAGGACAAUACUCUGGUUUUACGUGUUUGACUUAUGCCCCUUUAUCAUCUGAGAGUAACAGACGAGUGUUGGCAUCUAUCUACUGCGUUUCUUGUUCUGUUUCACAAUUAGUUAAGCCUCGCUCAAAAGGGUCUUUCCUGGCAUGGCCAUUGUAAUCCUAUAUCUGUAUUAUUUUCUUCUGAGUAUUAUGUUUGACAAUAGUAGUGAAAUUGCCGCAAGCAGAUAUGGGGCUUUUAGCUUACAUGGACUUGCUCAUCAUAUCAAACAUGUUUUAACAUAAAACAAAUAUAACAUAUCUUAAAGGUAUCUUUAACCAUAAACAGGUGGCUCAAAUGAUGCUGCUGUUCUUUUUUCAGUCAUAAGAGCCUAUGCAUCUCAAAGUUACUGCAUAUAUAAUAUUGACUACGGUAUGUUAAGACCUAUAAUUCCGUUCUUUGGGGGUUCUGGCCUAUUUACAUUCCAUUUUUUUUGUUUAACUGUAUUUUUUGUUUUGUUUGUUUACAGGUUUAUUGUGUACACUGUUAAUUUUUUAGCUCCACUGGCCGAAGGCCAUGGAGCUUAUGUCGUCACAGAUUGUCCGUCAUGAGUGCGUGCGUGCGUGCGUAAACUUUUACUUUAAACGACAUCUCCUCUGAAACUGAUAAGCGGAUUUUGACAAAACUUCACAGGAAUGUUCCUUUGGUGGUCCUUUUCCAAAAUUGCUCAAAUGGUUCCGGUCCAUUGCACAAUAUGGCCGCCAGAGCUAAAAAUAGCAAAAUCUUUAAACGACAUCUCCUCUGAAACGGUUCGGCAGAUUUUGAUGAAACUUGACAGUAAUGUUCCUUGGGUGGUCCUUUAUUAAAAUUGCUCAAAUGGUUCUGGUCCAUUGCACAAUAUGGCCGCCACAGCUAAAAAUAGCAAAAUCUUUAAACGACAUCUCCUCUGAAACGGAUAGGCAGAUUUUGAUGAAACUUGACAGAAUUGUUCCUUGGGUGGUCCUUAACCAAAAUUGCUCAAAUGGUUCCGGUCCGCUGCACAACAUGGCUGCCAGGGCAAAAAAAUAGAAAAACCUUUAAAGAACAUCUCAGAAACCGAUGAUCAGAUUUUGAUGAAACUUAACAGAAAUGUUCCUUGGAUGGUCCUUUACCAAAAUUGCUCAAAUGGUUCCGGUCCAUUGCACAAUAUGGCCGCCAGAGCUAAAAAUAGCAAAAUCUUUAAACGACAUCUCCUCUGAAACGGUUUGGCAGAUUUUGAUGAAACUUGACAGUAAUGUUCCUUGGGUGGUCCUUUAUUAAAAUUGCUCAAAUGGUUCUGGUUCAUUGCACAAUAUGGCCGCCACAGCUAAAAAUAGCAAAAUCUUUAAACGACAUCUCCUCUGAAACGGAUAGGCAGAUAUUGAUGAAACUUGACAGAAUUGUUCCUUGGGUGGUCCUUAACCAAAAUUGCUCAAAUGGUUCCGGUCCGCUGCACAACAUGGCUGCCAGGGCAAAAAAAUAGAAAAACCUUUAAAGAACAUCUUCUCAGAAACCGAUGAUCAGAUUUUGAUGAAACUUAACAGAAAUGUUCCUUGGAUGGUCAUUAACCAAAAUUUGUUAAAUGGUUCCAGUCCACUGCACACCAUGGCUGCCAGAGCUAAAAAAUAAAAAAAACUUUAUACGACUUGUUGUCGAAACCGAUGACCUUUUUUCGAUAAAACUUGACAGAAAUGUUUGUUUGGUGCUCCUUUACUCAAAUUGCCCAAAUCAUUUCGGUCCACUGCACAACAUGGCAGCCAGAGCUAUUAAAGUAAAAAAAAAAAUUAAAUAACUUCUCCUCAAAAAUUGAUGAUUGUAUUUCUAUGAAACUUGACGAAAAUGUUCGUUAGGUGGUCUUUGCUUGAACCUUUUGGCCAGUGGAGCACAGGCACUGAUGUGCCUCUUGUUCUUUGUUAUUUUGGUAAAAUUAUCACAAUACAUGUUGUUAUUGUAUAUAUAUAUAUAUAUACAUGUUGACCAAAAAUAUGAAAACAACAGCAUUGUAGAUGAUGUACAAGUCUUAAAUUAAUGUCAGUUCUAUCACAAUAUAACAAGAAUUUAAAUCCCUGUUCUAUCACAUUUUAUGUACAGUUUUACAGGACAAGUAUCAUAUAUUUUUAACUAGAAUCAUUACGUUAGUGUCAGUGUCCUAUGACAUUUGUGUGUAUGAAUUGAUUAUUAUUUUUCUUGAUAAGGGUAUGUUUGCUGCCAUUUUAUAUUAUCUCUUUCUUUAAGUUUUCUUAAAGCAGGACACAUAAAUCAUUCUGUUUAUCUUAUAUCAAUAUAGGUUGAAGAUUUGGUUGAAGUGCCUUUAAUACAUUUGAGGGUUUGUCCAUAUACUUUUCAUGAUUUUAAUUUGUUUUAAUAAAUUAUGUAUUGUAGAAAUGAUAUUUUCAAGCAAGUUAAGAUCACAUACAAACUGAAAUAAAAGAAGACAACGUUCACUAAAAAUGGAGAAAAAACAGUGACAAUUACUACAAUAAAAAUACUCUAAAUAACACACUUUGAGUGUAUUUUUACUGCCUAAUAGUACAUAUUAGCAAAAAAAAUAUGCAUUUAAUAUUUGAAGUGCAAUUUAAAGGUAUUCUUACCUGAUAUCAAUUUUGACAAGAAAAAAUAUGAUUAAAAAUAUGAUGCCAAUACUGCUGUGUUUAAAUGCACCUAAUUUUAAUGCACUUAUUUAUUGUGCAAUUUAAAAGAACAUUUUUUUAGAAAACAGAGUAAAUGGAUAUACAUUGAAGAUUCUAAAUCAGUGGAGGUGUACUGUAUGUUCGAACAGGUAUACCUUUCUUUAUGCCAGCUACUAUUUUAAUUGUAUACUUUUCAAAAUUGUAUAUAAUACGCUGUACACAUUCCAUGUUUUUUAUUGUAAAGUUAUGAAGGUUGUAAUGAAGAACCAGCUAUGUUUAUAUAUACAUAUUGUUAUGAUUUUAUUCAUGUUUUUCAUGUUACAACAUUUUAGAUAAUAAAGUGUGUGGGUCUUUACAUUGAUAUUAAUGGCAGUAAGUCUUGGCAUGAUUUUGAAAUUAUAAUGCUUCAGUGUCCAUCUGCCAAAAAUGAUGUAGUCUUAAACUUAAUUUUACCUAGCUGAAAAAAAGCAUUGUUGUCUCAAGCAUUGUUUUAAAAUGUCAUUUGUAGAUGUAUUUUUAUGAUGGGACAUAUUCAGUGAAUACCAGUGCUGGGAGGAUAGCUGUUGGCAUCCACAAAUAUUGUCCACACUUUACCUUUGCAGAUAAUCACCAUUCAUCACCAAAUAUGGUCCAACUGUUUAUGGACCAAACAUUUUAGAAAAAUUAGAUAAUUAGCCAUAAAUCCCAGUAACUCAAUAAUUAAUGCCCUUGAAUUGACAAAUAUCGCAGAAUCAACACCGUCCACACUCUAACAUUGGCAAAAGUACACCAAUAUAAUCACCAAACUUGAUCCAAUGAUUAUGAUUGACACAAAUUUAUCGAAUUGACAUUGUCUGUUUUCAUACUCUAGCAUCCUAUCAUCACCAAAUAUAUCAAAGAAGAUUGAUAAGUCAGAAGUUCCAGGCAUUACAGGGUUAUGGCCCUUUUACAGAAUUAAGUGGCCUCUUCUAUCUUCGUCAAAUUUACACCAAUCAUAAUCAUACUUGGUCAAAAUAUUUAAUAGCACAAUAUCUCCGCCAAGUUUGAUAACUAGCUGAAAAAAAGUCAGCCAGGCCUUUGGCGCUUGAAUUAACAUUUAGGUUGAUAGAAUUGUUACUUUCAGAAUAUGGCAGAUGCACACAAGUCACACACCAAACUUGGGGCGCAUUGUUUAUGAGCAAAACCUCUAUGAAAACUUUGAUAACUAGCCCAUGUGUCUCAGCACUCCAGAGCUAGACCAAUUAAUUAACACAAAUGUAAAGUGCCUGCUCUUUCAAUUCGGCAAAAUCUAUUUUUGUCAUAAUGUUUAUGGUCAUAAUAUAUCUACAAAAUUAAACAAUAAAUCUGAAAGUUCAAGUCACACCACAGUUAUGGCCCUUCAAUUGACGAAAGAGGAAUGAUCACAAUUGGCAGUGUUUGUUCUUUAAUUUUGAAAGAAAAAAGGUAUACCACUGCUCAUGAAACUCGGUGUCCUUAUAGGAUGUGUGUUAUAUUGAGAUACUAGUAGAUGAAAUUCUUGUUAUACAAUCUUUUGUAGAGCUGCUAUUAUUCUGUGUAUGUUUGAAAUCCGUCCAGAAAUGAUAUUCAUAUUAUGUCAAUAUUUUAAUAUUACAGCUGUAGCAUUUUGCCACAAGUGCCAUAUAUUUGUUUUAAUUUAGUUUUAGUCGACACUAUAGUGUGUAAUUGGUAUUUUACAAAUGACUCCAUAAAACCUAAAGAUGUACUAUUGUUUAAUGUAAUAGAUUAAUUCAAAAGACUGUUUUAAAGAGUAAUAAAAGACUAAUACAAGUGAAGAAUAACUUAUGAUGCCAGAUGGAUGUUGUUUUCUGUAUUAUUUUACACAUGCACAUGACAUUAUAUAGUGAAAAUGUCCUGAAUGCAACAAUAAACACAUUAAUCAGA